Molecule: messenger RNA, 2667 nt
Organism: Labeo rohita (rohu)
Lineage: Eukaryota; Metazoa; Chordata; Actinopteri; Cypriniformes; Cyprinidae
Gene: dbnlb
Product: drebrin-like b
Exons: 15
Coding region: 137-1567 (476 amino acids)
Biological process (GO): positive regulation of axon extension; regulation of actin filament polymerization; postsynaptic actin cytoskeleton organization
Cellular component (GO): actin filament; postsynaptic membrane; dendrite
Molecular function (GO): actin filament binding
Source: RefSeq, a predicted model, not a curated record
GUGAGUGCUACGUGAUGUGGCGCGGCGCGCUUCCUGUCUGCGUAGAGCCGAGAGAGAGCUCCCCAUCUACCCCCGGAGUUCACUGCAACGUCUGUCCCCUCCGCCGGACGGUCAAAAACCCACAGAUUUCCCCAUCAUGGCUGUGAACCUGAGCAAAAACGGCCCAGCUCUUACCGCGGCCUAUAAGGAGGUGGUUGAUGAGAAGUCGGAGACUAACUGGGCUCUCUUCACCUAUGAGGGAAACACCAAUGACAUCCGGUUGGCAGAGAAAGGAGAUGGUGGUCUGGAGGAGUUGGUCGAGGAGCUGAACAGCGGGAAGGUGAUGUACGCUUUCUGCCGCGUUAAAGACCCCAACUCUGGCCUUCCCAAAUAUGUCCUUAUCAACUGGACCGGUGAGGGCGUUAAAGAUGCCAGAAAAGGCCAGUGUGCGAACCAUGUGAGCUCCAUAGCUAAUUUUCUAAAGGGAGCUCAUGUGACGAUAAACGCCCGGGCGGAGGAGGACGUGGAGCCUGAAUCCAUCAUGCAGAAAGUGGCCAAAGCCUCAGGAGCCAACUACAGCUUUCACAAAGAGUCCAGUCGCUUCAAAGACAGCGGGCCGCAGGGGCCUGUGGGAUCUGUUUACCAGAAGACUAAUGCCAUGUCUGAAAUCAAGAAAACCAACAAAGACAAUUUCUGGGCCCAAGCAGAGAAAGAUGAAGAGAAGCGGAUUCAGGAGGAGAAGAGAAGGGCGGAAGAAGAGAGGCAGCAGCUAGAGAAAGAGAGGAAGGACAGAGAGGUUAAGGAGGCAGAGUUACGGGACAAGAAAGCCAGAGAGAGGGCAUCACAGAUAGAUGAACAAAGGAAGUACCAGCAGCAGCAGGAGGCAGAAAAUCGAGCCCAGCAGAAACAGCAAUGGGAGGAGGAGGAGGAGAGGAAACAGAAACCCUUUAAACGCGGAGAGUCGGUGGAAAAAGCCAACGAAGCCGCGGCUCUCGUCUCCCAGCGCUCUGUUAAUCCCAGAGAAAUGUUCAAACAGAGAGAGAUGGGCAUCAAGCCUGCUAGCACAGAAAAUACUCAGUCCAGUCCAAAACCAGGGCGGUUGAACAGCCCUUUUCUGUCCAAGCAGUCAUGUGACCCAGAGCCAUUUCGCUCUCCCGUGCGUCAGGCCUCACCUUUACGAGCCAGAGAGCCCAGUUUUGAGGAGCAACCCAGAUCUCAGUAUGUGGAACCAGAGCCAGAAAAUGAGCCAGAGUAUGAAGACGUACAACCAGUCAGGGAUAAUUAUGAAGUGCAUGUAGAACAAAAUCAGCCACAAUAUGAGACAGUAGCGGAGGAAGCAGUGGAACAAGACGCCAUCUAUGAGGAACCACCACAGGUGGAGGAGCAGAACACGUACGCAGCAGCAGACGAUCGCGGUAUCUGCGCCAGGGCUCUGUACGACUACCAAGCUGCUGAUGACACAGAGAUCUCGUUUGACCCGGAUGACAUCAUUACCGGUAUCGAGAUGAUUGAUGAAGGCUGGUGGCGAGGAUACGGUCCGGAUGGUCAUUUCGGCAUGUUCCCAGCAAAUUAUGUGGAACUUGUCUAACGCAGCUCAACAUCGCCCCCCCUCCCUCAUCAGAGUCGGACUGAAUUCAUUCGCCCUGUGUAGAUUUAAAUUUCUGGUAUAUUUGAUUGAAAAGACUACAACUAAAAUCACGGACCAAAAGAGUGAUGAUCGUGUGAGCGGGGGUAUUUAAACUCUGAUAUUUCAUAUUGUAUUGGUAGUUUCUGUUGUUGAUUUUAAUUAAUUUCAAGUUAUAAUUUUAUAAAACAAUUAAGUUAGUAUGCAAGCAGACAGCCCAAAAGUAAGCGCCUAAAAUUGGUGCAGAAAUACUGGGAAGCUUCAUGGUUGAAUAAGCGCUGUGAUAUGCAGAUAUCCUUUUGAGACUGAAUUUUUUUUGUUAGUGUUUUUGAAGACAUUCCUUUUGAACAUUUCAAAGCUAGCCAUUAUAUUGUUCCAGAGCUGUUUGGUGCAGAUGUUUGUAGUAGUCGGUCCUGUUUUGCCUUGGUUUUUGCCUUCUUUUCUCCACAAGACCGAGUGUGACUGCCUUGCUUUCUUGAGGAACAGCGCAGAUGUUUUGCUGCAGUGAAGUUAGCUGAGGUCUGACGGUAAUGAGUUUAUUUGCUGUGUUCUAUACGGCACGUCUUUAAAAUCCAGAAAGCAGCUUCCGUCGUCAAAUAUUACGGUUACUUUUAGGCUUGUAGUGAGAACAGUGGGACGUUACUUUGAGACCGCAGCUUUUCCCGUCUGCUCAGAACUGUGGAGAAUAUUAAUACUGUGAUUUUUAGGUUUCAGGGAGCCAUCGUUCUUUCAUCAUCUUGCCUUCGGGUCACAGGUGGGAUCUGAAUUGCGUUUGGAUGCCGAGGCUCAAAGAGAAAGGUCACGUCAGGUUUAUUUCAACCCUUGCAUUUUUAUCGUUCACACUCUUUAAUGUCAGUGCUGUGCCAAUAUGAGAGCGAGUGGAGAAGUGUUUUUGAGGAAAUGUUUGAGGUUUCAUUUUCAACAAACCCGUGUGGAAAAACAUCAAACAUCUCCAAGUCAUUCAGCAGUGGUGUAGUUCCUUUCAAGAGCUCAUUGUGAAUAAUAACAAGUCUGGACAACGUUGUAACUUCAAUUAAAAGAAUAAAUAAAGAUUUUAAGGCUGA